This is a messenger RNA of Cyprinodon tularosa, 3270 nucleotides long. It is a transcript of the gene ammecr1, whose product is annotated as AMMECR nuclear protein 1. The record is from RefSeq and is a predicted model, not a curated record. The transcript has 6 exons. Bases 957 to 1955 code for a protein of 332 amino acids. Lineage: Eukaryota; Metazoa; Chordata; Actinopteri; Cyprinodontiformes; Cyprinodontidae.
AACAGCAAAGAACUGUAGCAGCUGACAGGCGGAUGCAGAGGGAGGGGGUUGCCGUUACAACCCGGUGGAUUUCUCACGGUCGGCGGGUUUGAACGCUCUUCUGUCCGGAUGAUACCCCCCUUCCAACACAAAAAAAUAACCUAUGCUGAAAACUUUCAGCGGUCCGUUUGACGCGGGGGUGUUAUUCAGAUCUCCAAGCCGGUCCGAGAGCAGUCAUGAUGCAGGUGCAAACUGUGGGCUAACGGGCACUGAAAUGACUUGUUCGGCCGCUGACGCGAUCCGUUAUGCCAUGCCAACCCCGCAUCGUCAGAUGCCAUUUUGCUCUGCGUUUCCCCGGCGUUUGGCUUUCUAUUAUUCCGGGCCUGUUGUAUAAUUAGAAGUUCAUGGGGCGAGUAGCAAAACAAGCUGGUGCAAUGAGAAGCUACGCUGUCAGUGGAUCAGUGCGCAGUUUGUGUUGAAGCUUAUGGGUCCUGCGUACUCGAGCCCCCGGCUUCUAGUUGGAGAGGUGUGCUGCGGGACUACAGCGGCUACACAUCUGGACCGCCUGAUCGCUGUCAUCCGCGGCCGCAUCGGACUGUGUACUCGUUGAACUUGUGUGUUUUUUUGUGGGGGGUAGAACGAGCGAGGUCGCUUCGGAUGGUGUCGUGUUAGAGGGGUGUAUAUUUGGCUCGGACUUAGGGUGUGAUCUACUGGAACAACACAUCCUAAACCCCUGGCCGGGUCACUACUCAAGAAAUAGACGCGUGAGCUAUGAAUUUUGCGUAGCCGAGUCACGCGUUUUUUUUUUUAAUAGUGACAUUGCAAUCUUUUCCCAACUGUGGUUGUUUCUUCACCCGAUUACAUCGGAAAUAGAGCAUAAAAGAGUGAAAGUGGAGUAUUGUCCGUCGUACGUCUCAGCGCAGUGGGAUUUCUACGUCUGGUCGGCGUUCCCCCCCACCCUUCCCGCGGUGACGGUUAUGGGUCGGAAGCGGUGUGUCGGUGCAGAUUGUUCCAAGAUGGCGGCCGGGUGCUGCGGGGUGAAGAAGCAGAAACUGUCGGGAUCUCCCGGGUCGGGGUGUCCCGGCGGGGUGGGGGCGGGAAGCGGGGUGACAGGAACCGGACAUUGUGGCUCGGAGUUGGGGAUUGGCUCCUCCGCGACGGUUGCAGCAACGGCGAACGUGAGCAGAGCCAACGGCCUGGGGGGACCCGGAGGGAACAUUAGCGGCGGUAGCGGUAGCAGCGGAGGCACAAACGCUCUGUCUCCUGCCCCGGCCGGUUACUCUACAUCCGGCCUCUCCCCGAACCUCAGCCCAGGACCAGGUUCGGGAAGUGUUGGCAGAAAAAUGGUCGUCUCAGCAGAGAUGUGCUGCUUCUGUUUUGACGUGCUUUAUUGCCAUCUGUACGGAUACCAACCUCCGAGAACACCCAGGUUUACAAACGAUCCCUACCCGCUGUUUGUCACAUGGAAAAUAGGCAGAGACAAACGGUUGAGGGGUUGUAUAGGUACAUUUUCUGCCAUGAAUCUGCACUCAGGACUCAGGGAGUACACCCUUACCAGUGCCCUUAAAGACAGCCGCUUCCCCCCUAUGACAAGGGAUGAGCUGCCUCGCCUCUUCUGCUCAGUGUCUCUUCUCACCAACUUUGAAGACGUCGGUGAUUACCUUGACUGGGAGGUGGGUGUUCAUGGUAUAAGGAUAGAGUUUUUCAAUGAAAAAGGAUCAAAGCGUACCGCCACCUACCUACCAGAGGUUGCAAAGGAGCAAGGUUGGGACCACAUUCAAACCAUAGAUUCUUUACUACGAAAGGGAGGCUACAAAGCUCCCAUCACAAAUGACUUCAGGAAGACCAUUAAGUUAACCAGGUACCAUAGUGAGAAGAUGACAAUGGGUUAUGCAGAGUACAUCGCCCAUCGCCAGCACCACCACUACCAGAAUGGCAUCGGGCACCCGGUGCCGUCGUAUAACCAUUAUUCCUGACAGCGAGCCGCAUGACCAAUCAUUGGACCUCUCCGCUGACCUUUUCCCAGGAGAGCCCGCCCCCUCCUGGUCUAGCUAUUUCUACUACUGUACCAUUUUAUGAUGAUAGUUUCCGUUGCCAUGCUGGCCGUCUCACAGACGUUGACAUGGCAACGGGUGGCAAGGAAGCAUCAUUCGAUUAUGGCAAAAAGCCAUGUUUUUCCCUUUUGUUUGCCUGUGGCUGAGCUUUUGCAGCAUAUGUAAACCAAUAUCUUUAACCUCCCCCUCCCCUCGCUCAUUUUAUUUGGAAAAUAAACCAACGUUAAACUAUUAUUUUUGCAUCCUUUUAGCAGACCUAACCAUUUAUAUGAUUCUGUGGAUGGAAGCAAGUCUCCUUGGGCGGAUUUAGGCUUUGCUCCAAUUAUACAUUAACUAACACAUUUAUAUUUUCUUCUUCUGUGUUCUGUUUCAUCCUUUAUCCUUUACUAUCCAGGCGUUUAAUAUCAUGUAGCAAAGGCAACUGCAGUUUAAAAGGCUGUGUCAUCAUUUAUUUCAAUUCCUCUCAAAAACUUGACAGCCGAGGUCGCUUUAGCCUUGUAAACUCUCGUAGUUUCAUAGUUUGGAAAUGUAUCAGGAUUUAUGUGUAUUCCAAAGUGUAGAUAGGAUUGUGGCGCCUUUCGGUCAGCCUGUUGCUGACGCCGUUUAUUGAUUUGAGUCACAAUCGAGUGUAUUUGUGCGUUUCGCCAUGUGUGGAUUAUAGACAUCGCUUUGUCACAAGAAAACCAGUAGAAUAAAUCAGAAAUUUAGUUUUUGCGUAAAGUUUAGUCAGUGGAUGAAAAAAAGAAAAAAAAAGAAACGUUAGAUUUCAACUUCUUUUUUGAAACUAGAUUUGGUUUAUUGUGUUGGAGGAAAAAAGUCAAGGGGCGAUGGAGAGAAGUUUUUUUUUCUUUUACUGUCAGGGAAGUGUUUAAAAAAAGUUAAAGCCAUAUUCCAUAUUCCACUUUUUGUCAGUUAUUGCAAGCAUUUGGUGCUGAGAUAUUCCACUCUGUUCUUUCACUUCUGAUGUCCUUAGGAAGAGGUUAUGGGUGAUGUCACGCAUGACGAUGUGAGUUGAUCAAAUGUUUGUGUCAUUUAGAACUGCGUGUAAAUCAAGUGAGUGAAACCCGGAGCGGUCGAUGACUAUUUAGGAUCGUCCAACCGGCGCCGCAACCGUUCUCUUCCCUCUCCCAGUGAGAUCCGUUGAUCCGUGUGUCUGCAGGACAGGGAAUGUUCUAAUUUGUGGUCUUUUUGGUCGAAAGGUUACAGAUCAGCAGUUGUCUAUAUAUAUAUAUAUAUA